Molecule: messenger RNA, 910 nt
Organism: Bemisia tabaci
Lineage: Eukaryota; Metazoa; Arthropoda; Insecta; Hemiptera; Aleyrodidae
Source: RefSeq, a predicted model, not a curated record
UUUGUCAUUCAUCGUGGAGAAGUUGGACCUUAUAUUCAAGAACUUACAACUGAUUUCCGAAAAGUGAUGGAGCCAUUCACUGCAUCAUCUCUCCAUGUGCGGAAGAGUAAUCGGGUGAAAGAUUUUGCAUCUGUGGCAGCUCCUCUUCAUGUCACGCAUUUAUGUAUGUUCACAAAUUCAAAAGAAAAAGGACCAAAUCUCCGGAUAGCCCACUUACCCCAAGGGCCAACUCUCACCUUUAAAAUAAAUAAAUACACCUUUGCUAGGAACGUUCUGUCAUCUCUCACCAAACCAAAUAUUUGUGAGAAAAUGUAUGCUCACUCCCCACUUAUAGUCUUAAAUAACUUUGUGGGAGAGGGACUUCAUAUCAAGUUGAUGGCAACGAUGUUUCAAAAUAUGUUCCCAGCUUUAAAUAUUUCCAAGGUAAAUCUGAAAGAAAUUCAAAGGUGUGUUUUAAUAAAUUAUGACCCUAACACGGAAACAAUUGAGUUUCGCCACUAUGCUAUUAAAGUGGUCCCGGUCGGAUUAGCUAAAGGAGUAAAAAAAUUGGUGCAGAAUAAAAUUCCUAAUUUAGCAAAAAUGGAGGAUAUUUCUGAAUUAAUAACCAAGCCCAGUCAACUAUCUGAAAGUGAAUUUGAAGAUGAUCCAAACAGUCAUGUUUCCUUACCUGAACAUUCAUCUUUCCGUGGUGGCAAUGUUGGCAAUAAAACCUCAUCUAUUCGAUUGUCAGAACUUGGACCAAGAAUAACCUUCCAGCUUGUAAAAGUUGAAGCUGGUUUGUUAACGGGUGAAGUUCUGUACCAUCGAUUUGUUUCUAAAUCAGAAGAGGAGAAAGAAAGAAUUCGACAGCAGCUACAGCUCAAAAAGGAGUUGAAAGCCAGAAGAAGAGCAGAACAAGAGGCCCAUGUUU